AUGGGAAGAAGAAAGAUUGCCAUCGAGCCAAUCACUGAUGAGAGAAACCGAACAGUAACUUUUGUCAAGCGCAAAGCUGGGUUGUUCAAGAAGGCCUACGAGCUUGCAAUCCUAUGUCAGGUUGACGUUGCCCUCGUGAUCGUGAACAACAACAAUCGCGUGUACGAGUUCUGUUCCGCCGACGCUCUCAAGAUCUUUGACAUCUAUAAGAGCCACCCGAAACACUACGAAACCAAGACCCCGAAGGACUACGGAAACCAUGUGAAAAAAUCUCGGAUAAAGAUCGAC
Messenger RNA from Babjeviella inositovora NRRL Y-12698, 288 nucleotides. It is a transcript of the gene RLM1, whose product is annotated as Rlm1p. Gene Ontology annotation, molecular function: DNA-binding transcription factor activity, RNA polymerase II-specific; RNA polymerase II cis-regulatory region sequence-specific DNA binding; protein dimerization activity. Gene Ontology annotation, biological process: positive regulation of transcription by RNA polymerase II. The record is from RefSeq and is a predicted model, not a curated record. The transcript has a single exon. Lineage: Eukaryota; Fungi; Ascomycota; Pichiomycetes; Serinales. The annotation marks the transcript as partial.